CGCAGCCGUAGAAAAAUGCUGAUUAUUCAUGGAGUCACUGAGACUAAGGGUGAGCAAAUUGAACAGGCACUAUCUGAUUUCAUAAGCAGUCGUCUUGCUGUAGCUGAGUUUUCCCCAACUGAUAUUAAACGAUGUCACCGUAUGAAACGAUUGUCAGCAUCUGAUGGCCCUCGGCCCAUCCUAGUAAAAUUCCAAACAUAUGAAAUGCGCAGUCAGGUUUGGUUUUCUAAAACAAAACUGAAGGGCACCGGCUUUACUGUUUCGGAGUUUCUGACGAAGGCGCGCCACGGCAUUUUCAUGGCUGCACGGAGUAGAUUCGGCAUGAAGAAGGUCUGGACCAAGGAUGGCUGCGUCUACAUUUUGGGAGAGGAUGGCAUCAAACAUCGAGUCUUCACGCAGCGAGAUCUUGAUCGUCUGCAAAAGAACACUUCGGAAGCAAUCCCAGAGGUUGAUGCUGCUUCUAAGCGCGCUGUUACAAAGCCGGCUGUAGUAAAGGUUAAACGCGCUGCUGCUAGAAAGUAACAGUGAUAAUUUUGUUUCCUGUACUCUUCAUUCGUGUGCAAAACAUGGGACAAAACGAAAUUAGUUCUCCUUAUUUCUCUCAUUUAUUUUGUUUUAUGUUUUAAUUGUCGUAGUAUUAAUCUGAAAACUACCUGUUUUCUAUCUUACAAAUAGUUUAAAUAUUUGUCGGUACAUUAAUUUUAAAUAAUUUUAAUUUUAAAUUUGGCUGAGUGACAGUGAACGAUAUUGAAUUAUUGAUCGUUGCUUUACUAACUGUCAACUGUAAAAAGGCAAAAGGAUCAUCACCCAUACAGAAUAGAUUCACGUAAUAAAAUUCUAAAGUCACACUUACUGAACAAAAGAAUUAUCUGAGGAAUUUCAUUAUAAUAUUAUCUUUUCACUGUUACCCAUGCUUUUGGUUUGUAUUUCUUUAUUUUUAAUGUUUCAUUUCUUUCUUAAUAUUGUCUUCUUUU
Molecule: messenger RNA, 974 nt
Organism: Bombyx mandarina (wild silkworm)
Lineage: Eukaryota; Metazoa; Arthropoda; Insecta; Lepidoptera; Bombycidae
Source: RefSeq, a predicted model, not a curated record